Molecule: messenger RNA, 2064 nt
Organism: Heterostelium album PN500
Lineage: Eukaryota; Evosea; Eumycetozoa; Acytosteliales; Acytosteliaceae
Gene: prmt5
Product: protein arginine N-methyltransferase
Exons: 7
Coding region: 1-2064 (687 amino acids)
Biological process (GO): regulation of DNA-templated transcription; peptidyl-arginine N-methylation
Cellular component (GO): cytosol; nucleus
Source: RefSeq, a predicted model, not a curated record
AUGAAUGGAUACGGUACCGAUAUCGAUGAAAAUGGCGGAUACGGUACCCAAUCUGGAAUCUUAAAAAUCGCUUUUAAUUUAAGACGAUUUUUGGAACAACAUUGGUUGAAUUUAACUGCAGUUUGUUUUGUUCACUUCACUUUGAUGUCGUCAAUGAACAACAACAACAACAACAACCUAAACAGAGAACAUUACCCAUUUUCAUGUGGUAUUGAAUAUAAUGAUGUGUGUGAUCUAAGGAAUGAGGUUGAUAAUGCCUAUGAUACUGGAUUUGACUUUCUGGCAGUUCCAAUUGCACACCCACGUAACAAAAGAGAUAUUCGAUUGGAUCAACCUUUCACAAGAUCAGAUCUACUUUUGGAGUCUUCACAAUGGAAGUCGGUUAUAGUUGCGAAACUAUCUCCAUGGUUACAUGUAGAUUCAUUAGAUAUCACAAUUAGAAAGACAUCUAUCGAUGCAAUGAAACAAGAGAUAUCAUGGGCAGCACAUUUAGCAGUACCAGCAUUGAUGAUACCGACACCCACCAAAUCGAUAUCACCUUUUUAUGCUCAGAUAAUCAAUCAAACACUAAGUUCCUUGACCAACAUGCGGUUGUGGAUGAGAAUACCGUUAACUACACCAGAGUUGUCUUUGGAUAGAAGUGAAUCGGUGGCCGAUGAAACAAACAAUGACAAUUCAUCAGUAGCACCAGUAAAUACUUGGUGUAUUUGGAAUGAUUUCAGGACAUUGUGUAAUCAACAUCCAUCAUUGUUUGUAGUUUUAGAGAUGACAGCUGACCUACCUUCACCUUCGGUCAUCAAUCAAUGGCUAGGUGAACCAGUGAAAGCAAUCAUCAUACCAACAUCGAUUUUCGUAACCAAUCCAAAUGGAUAUCCAUCUCUAAUUCAAAAACACAGAGAGUUUCUUAGAAAGAUAUUCAAGUAUAAUAUUCAAUUCAUUCUAUCAGGUUGUGCUGAAAAUAUGCAAGAUUAUUUGAAAUAUAUCAAGUAUUUACAUGAGAAUCAAGAACCUAUUACAGAAGUGGAAUACUUUGAACAACCUUACUUGGAUUAUUUACAGAUGCCGUUGCAACCGUUGAUGGAUAAUCUCGAGUCGCAAACCUAUGAGAUCUUCGAAAGAGAUCCCGUCAAGUAUUUAGAGUAUAAGAAUGCAAUUCGUAAGGCACUACUCGCCACAACCACUCCCGAUUCGCUCACCACUGUUAUGGUGGUCGGUGCUGGCAGAGGACCGCUUAUCAAAUCGGCAAUUACAGCGUCACUCGAAGCCAGUCGUAAGAUCCGUGUGUUUGCCGUCGAAAAGAAUCCAAACGCCAUUGUCACACUGAGAAAUAGAAUAGUGAUGGAAGGAUGGCAAGAGAUUGUCACCAUCAUCGAGUGCGAUAUGCGUUACUGGCAGACGGAGGAACGCGCCGACAUCAUGGUUUCAGAGCUACUCGGUUCGUUCGGUGAUAACGAACUGAGUCCCGAGUGUCUUGACGGCGCUCAGCGAUUCUUGAAACCCAACGGAAUAAGUAUACCGACUUGGUACACCUCGUAUAUCGCACCGAUGUCAUCGUCGAAACUCUACAAUGAAGUGGCAUCUCAUACCAGUCUAAAGCAUUUCGAAACUCCCUACGUGGUGAAAGCACAUAAUUUCCAUCAGAUAGCAACCUCCAAACCGUUGUUUACAUUCACUCAUCCCAACCCAGAGGUUACCAAGACUAUCGGAGAACAAAAGCAUUCGUUACAACCAAUAGUGAUAGAUAACGAUCGAUUUGAAACCAUUGAUUUUUCAGUGGAAAACGAUACAAUGCUACAUGGAUUCAUCGGAUACUUUGAUUGUUGUUUAUAUGACGAUGUUCACAUUAGUAUAAACCCUGCCAACUUUUCAACAGGAAUGUUCAGUUGGUUCCCAAUUUAUUUCCCCAUCAAAGAACCAAUAAAUAUUCAAAAAGGAAACAAGAUAACAUUGCAAUUUUGGAGAAAUUCAAAUCGAUCAAAAGUAUGGUAUGAAUGGACUGUUACAUCACCAUUAGUCGCACCCAUUCAUAACACAGGAGGUAGAUCUUAUUGGAUUGGUUUAUAA